Molecule: messenger RNA, 740 nt
Organism: Paramecium pentaurelia
Lineage: Eukaryota; Ciliophora; Oligohymenophorea; Peniculida; Parameciidae
Source: the annotation of a GenBank genome assembly
AUGAUUGAAAGUCCUUGUUAAACAUUAUAGAGAUUGAAUAAUCUCUUCACUUAUUUGGAAAAUAACACUUAUUAAUGCAAUCAUAUAGCAUUAUCUAAACUAAACUUCUAAAGAUUUAAAAAGUUUCCUAUUCCUUAGCCAUUUAUUGAUCAUGAAGUCGAAUACUUGUCAGCUGUUAAAUAAUAACCUAAAUAAAACUAAUAAAACAAACCAGAUCUUAUACUUCCAGAUACAACAAAAAAUGUAGAAUCAUUAAAGGAGUUUACUUUAUAUGUUUAAAAUAUCAAGCAAUAAAGAAAAUAAAGAAAGUUUGGAAAAGUAGAUCAAAAUAAAAGUGCCAUUAAUUUCAGAGUAAAAAAAGAAAAUGGAUAAUAAAGAUCACCUACAUUGUUCAGACAAAAUUCAAUCCAUCAAAAUGUUUAUUUGGGAAAAAAGAAAAACAUUAAAGUUGAAGUUCCUAGUCCAAGACCAAAUAAAACACAUUAUUGGGCAAAAGAAUUAUUUUAAAAAUUGUAUAUAUAAUAACACUUAUUAUGAGAGAAAAUGAUUAAGUUAGAGGAAUUAUAGCUAAAUAAAGUAAAAAUGAAUAAUAAGUUUGGAAUAUGUAUCAUAAAAAGAAUUAUGAAAAGUAAUAAUAUAAAUUCAAUUUUUAUAGAAAAUUAUUUGAUUUAGAACUAAGACCAUAAACUGAAAUUGCUAUUAAAUAAUUUUAGAAAAGUAUUUUGGAGAAAAUAUAAUGA